Molecule: messenger RNA, 1121 nt
Organism: Dinoponera quadriceps
Lineage: Eukaryota; Metazoa; Arthropoda; Insecta; Hymenoptera; Formicidae
Gene: CkIIbeta
Product: casein kinase II subunit beta
Exons: 5
Coding region: 358-1023 (221 amino acids)
Cellular component (GO): cytoplasm; protein kinase CK2 complex
Molecular function (GO): protein kinase regulator activity
Source: RefSeq, a predicted model, not a curated record
CGGGCCGUAACUUGUCGGGCAUCUUGCCUAGUAAAACGAGCUUCAUCCGAGCACAUCCCCGCGCUCACCUCCCGGCGACCGUUGCUCCUACCCCUUCUCGCGCGCGCCUCCCCCUCUCCUCUGCCCUCCCUCGUGCAUCGCGUCGUGCGAUCACAGCUCUUGCUCUGGAAUUCGCGCCGCUCCGACUAACCAACCACCGCUCGUCCGUCCGCUCGCUCGCUCCAUUCGACCGUGUAAGCGCUCGACGGCGCGUCUCCCUCGUGCGCCGCGUUACGUGUUGUGUUUCCCUGUACACGAGCGAGAGAGAGAGAAAGCUCCUCGCGAGGAACUCGAGUGUGCACAGUCCCACCACGAAAGAUGAGCAGCUCCGAGGAGGUGUCUUGGAUCUCGUGGUUCUGCGGUCUACGGGGGAACGAAUUCUUUUGCGAAGUGGAUGAGGACUAUAUUCAAGACAAAUUCAAUCUAACAGGCUUGAAUGAGCAAGUACCACAUUAUCGUCAAGCAUUAGAUAUGAUCCUCGAUCUUGAACCAGAUGAUGACUUGGAUGACAACCCAAAUCAGUCUGACUUGAUUGAGCAAGCCGCGGAGAUGCUGUAUGGUCUUAUUCACGCGCGCUACAUACUUACCAAUCGUGGCAUAGCUCAGAUGAUCGAGAAGUAUCAAGCGGGUGAUUUUGGCCAUUGCCCGCGUGUCUACUGUGAGUCCCAGCCGAUGUUACCGCUGGGCCUUAGCGAUGUCCCUGGUGAGGCGAUGGUCAAGAGUUACUGUCCCAAAUGCAUGGAUGUUUAUACACCGAAGAGCUCAAGACAUCAUCAUACUGACGGAGCAUACUUCGGGACGGGAUUUCCACACAUGUUGUUCAUGGUUCAUCCCGAGUACAGACCGAAACGUGCGCAAAAUCAAUUUAUACCCAGAUUAUAUGGUUUUAAAAUUCACCCUCUAGCAUAUCAGAUCCAGCAACAGUCUGCGUCUACAUUCAAAGCACCUUUACGAGCUCUCAACUACAAUAAUGGGAAACGUUAAGGACACUUCGGCGUAGCUUAGAAUACUUCCUUUUAUUCACUCACGAUACAAUUCCUAAUUUCGUCCUUAAGACUAAAAAUAAAAUAUUAUUUUUUAUA